Equus quagga is the source of this 672-nucleotide messenger RNA. It is a transcript of the gene BHLHA9, whose product is annotated as basic helix-loop-helix family member a9. The record is from RefSeq and is a predicted model, not a curated record. Gene Ontology annotation, molecular function: DNA-binding transcription factor activity, RNA polymerase II-specific; RNA polymerase II transcription regulatory region sequence-specific DNA binding; protein dimerization activity. NCBI's taxonomy places the organism in Eukaryota, Metazoa, Chordata, Mammalia, Perissodactyla, Equidae. Gene Ontology annotation, biological process: developmental process; regulation of transcription by RNA polymerase II. The coding region runs from base 1 to 672 and encodes 223 amino acids. The transcript has a single exon.
AUGCACCGAGGCACACCAGGACCAGGCCUCAAAGGCCUGAAGGGGGCCGAGGGCUCUGCUGAGGACUUGGGGGACUCUUGCCUGGAGGCCGGGAGAGAUUUCGGGGUGCUGAGAGAGAACGGCGCGCCCCGCGGCCUGGGCGAGGCAGAGGAGGUGGCGAACAGCAGAAAGCGCGCGCGGCCGGUGCGGUCCAAGGCUCGGCGCAUGGCGGCCAACGUGCGGGAGCGCAAGCGCAUCCUGGACUAUAACGAAGCUUUCAACGCGCUGCGCCGGGCGCUGCGGCACGACUUGGGCGGCAAGAGGCUCUCCAAGAUCGCCACGCUGCGCAGGGCUAUCCACCGCAUCACGGCGCUCUCCCUCGUCCUGCGCGCCAGCCCCGCGCCCUGCUGGCCCUGCGGACACCUGGAGUGCCACAGCCAGGGCGCGCGCGCCGAGGGCGCGGGGGAUGCGGGUUCCAGCUCGCCGCGGCCCAUGCCGCUGCCCGCCGGGCCCAGCCUUGCGCGCCGGGACCCCUCCGGCCCCUUCGUGCCGCGCUGCGCCUCGUGCUCCCCGCACACGCUCCUGGGACGGCCCAGGGCGGUGGGCGAGGCGCAGGGCUUGGCCCAGACCUCCCCCGGAAAUUGGCGCCGGUGUCCGGGGGCUCCCUGUGCCUGGCCGCGGGGAUACCUGUGA